Neltuma alba is the source of this 1443-nucleotide messenger RNA. RefSeq names its product 3-oxoacyl-[acyl-carrier-protein] synthase II, chloroplastic-like. The record is from RefSeq and is a predicted model, not a curated record. Gene Ontology annotation, molecular function: 3-oxoacyl-[acyl-carrier-protein] synthase activity. Lineage: Eukaryota; Viridiplantae; Streptophyta; Magnoliopsida; Fabales; Fabaceae. Gene Ontology annotation, cellular component: chloroplast stroma; mitochondrion. Bases 1 to 1443 code for a protein of 480 amino acids. Gene Ontology annotation, biological process: fatty acid biosynthetic process. The transcript is spliced from 13 exons.
AUGGCUUCUCCUCUCUGUACAUGGCUUGUUGCAGCCUGCAUAUCUGCAACUUAUGACAAACACUACUCCAGAAAAAUUUCUGUGUUUGGUUCUCCGAAGAGGCCUAGGAAGUUCAUGUCCCACUAUAUCAAUGCCGGAAAAACUGAGGGUAUGGCUUUGAAUCCCGCUGAAGAAGUCAGAAGGAGGAAGAAACCAUCCAUAGAGCGACGGGUUGUGGUUACAGGAUUGGGAGUAGUGACCCCAGUUGGUCAUGAUCCAGACAUGUUCUAUAACAAUCUCCUUGAAGGAGUCAGUGGAAUAAGCGAGAUAGAGGGUUUUAAUUGCUCUGAGUUUCCAACGAAAAUUGCUGCACAAAUCAAAUCCUUCUCAGCAGACGGAUGGGUCUUACCCAAGUUCUCCAAGAGAGCAGAUAACUUCGUGCUAUACUUGCUCACUGCUGGUAAGAAAGCAUUGUUAGAUGGAGGAAUCACAGAAGAUGUUGCUGAGGAGUUGGACAAAAGCAGAUGUGGAGUUAUAAUAGGCUCUUCUUUAGGAGGCAUGCAGGUGUUUAGUGACGCCAUAGAAGCAUUGAGGGUUUCGCACAGGAAGAUGAAUCCUUUUUGCGUACCGUUUGCAACAACGAACAUGGGUUCUGCCCUACUAGCAAUGGAUUUGGGAUGGAUGGGCCCCAACUACUCCAUCUCAACAGCUUGUGCCACAAGUAACUUUUGCAUGCUGAGUGCAGCAAACCAUAUAGUUAGAGGUGAAACUGACAUGAUGCUCUGCGGUGGGUCUGAUGCAGCAAUAAACCCAAUCGGCUUGGCAGGUUUUGUGGCAUGCGGAGCUCUUUCAAAGAGGAAUGAAGAGCCAAAGAAGGCUUCACGUCCGUGGGACAGUGAUCGCGAUGGAUUUGUUUUGGGAGAAGGAGCUGGGGUGUUGCUCUUGGAGGAAUUAGAGCAUGCUAAGAGAAGAGGUGCAACAGUAUAUGCAGAAUUUCUGGGAGGAAGCUUCACAUGUGAUGCAUAUCAUUUGACUGAGCCUCAUACUGAUGGUAUUGUUCUUUGUAUGGAAAAGGCGUUGGCUCAAUCAGAGGUUGCCAGAAGGGAUAUAAAUUACAUAAAUGCACAUGCUGCAUCCACACCAUCUGGCGAUUUAAAAGAAUAUGAAGCAGUAAGUCAAUGUUUUGGAACGAACCCAGAGUUAAGGAUGAACUCCACAAAAUCCAUGGUCGGCCAUUUACUAGGAGCCUCUGGAGCUGUGGAAGCUGUUGCAACAGUUAAGGCAAUAAAGACAGGAUGGAUCCAUCCAAACCUCAACCUUGUGAACCCAGACAAAAAUGUGGACACAAGUUUCAUUGCUGGUCCAGUGAAGGAACGUUUGAACAUCAAGGUGGCUCUCUCAAACUCGUUUGGUUUUGGAGGACACGGCUCAUCCAUCCUGUUUGCACCUAUCAAUUACGGGUGA